AUGGCGCCCAAGAAGCAGGCAAAGAAGCGUCGCAGCACUGUAUGUAUCAAGGAGGAGCAGACCGGAGGAGCCGCUGAGCCCCCCAAAGAGAUUUCGCAGCAGGUUGGCUUUCAGCGUAAUUUACAACCUGACGAGAUAUCAUGGGCCCAGCGCUCGCAGGACCAAGUCAUGUACACGAUGAAGUGUAAGGGCAGCGACAUUGUCGAUAUGGUGCCAGCCAAGGAAUCCAGAACACGCUGCCCCCACAUUGUCAUUCAGUUCCUUGAGGAGCGCAUUAAAUGGGAGACUGAUACCAAAGACGAAGAUACCGCUGCCACUGCUGGGGGAACAGACGAGCCAGAGGCCGAAGCCGGUCCACGCACCAGCACCAAUAUCUAUGAGGACCAAAAUCCUGAGCAAGACGAAGAGUUGCAAACCAUUGAAAUCGAUGACUAA
Drosophila miranda is the source of this 435-nucleotide messenger RNA. RefSeq names its product chromobox protein homolog 1-like. The transcript has a single exon. The record is from RefSeq and is a predicted model, not a curated record. Bases 1 to 435 code for a protein of 144 amino acids. Gene Ontology annotation, cellular component: nucleus. NCBI's taxonomy places the organism in Eukaryota, Metazoa, Arthropoda, Insecta, Diptera, Drosophilidae.